GAUAAAACGAAUUUUCAGAUAAAACGAAUUUUUCAGAUAUAAUAAAAAAGUAAAUGGCAAUCACAACUGAGAUUAAAGAACAUGAAGAUAAAACUACAAAAAUAGAGGGGGAGAUAAAAAAGUGGUUGGAGAAAAUAUCAAAAACUUUGGAUUUUAUCUACAAUAACGAACCUGAGGAACUUUCUGUAUCUGACGCCCUUUCCGGAAAUCCUAAAUUUAAGGUUUGUGACCCGUAUGGUGCUGUGUAUGAACCUCCGUUAAAAGACAAGAUUGAAUAUAUAGAAAACUGUUCCAGGCCGGAGAAACUUUACGGACAGACCUAUAUAAAACUGAAGAACGGAGAGGAGAUCCAAGCUUUCUGGAGAGGAGGGAGAAGAGAAGGAUGGGGAACCAUCCUGGGACCAAGGUUUGAACAGUUCGGAGUAACCCAUCUGACUGGAGAAUACAAGGACGGAAUAUUGUCCGGGCGUGGGAAGAUUUUCAUGCUAAAUGCAUCUUUAAGAGAGGGUUGGUUCCAACAUGGAUACUUUCAUGGUCCUGCCAGAGGAGUAACACUGGAUGGAAAUCUAGAUUAUAUUGGUUGGUAUAGAGCUGGAACUCCUGCAGGGUUCACCUGGAAGAAAAUACGUGGAGAUGGCUGGCUUGUCGGUAACCUGGAUAGUACUGGACAGUUUACAGGAACUGAUAUUGCUUAUCUCUUCCCCGAUCUCAAAACUGCUCUGCUGGGAGAAUUUAUCCAAGGUGAACUAGUAUCUGCGCAUCCUGCUGAAAUAAACGGUUUCAAAUACAUCAAUGAUGUCUUGGUUCCAUCCUUUGAGUCAACAUCAGAUAAGAUUUACAAAAGAUGGAUAUCCACAAACAAGGAUUUUAGCUGUCCAUAUCACCUAGUUGACCCAUACGAAUCCAAGGUUGUUACGGUCAAGGCAUCAGGGAUGGAAGGGGCAGGGGAAGGACUCUUUGCCAAAGUUGAUAUUGAUGCUGGAACUAUAGUGAGCUACUAUAACGGACUAAGGCUCUGUGUUGGUGAAAGUAUUGAUGGGGAACUGGAUGAGACCGGAUAUGCAAUAUACCUUGAAUCUAAUCUAAGGAAGGAUAAAGAUGCGAAACAUCUAGAUAUACCAACUAAGUAUCAGAGCUGUAAAACCUACACCGCCUCAUUAGCACACAAACUAAACCAUAGUUUUAAUCCAAACUGUGCAUGGGAUAAUGCAGAACAUCCUGUACAUGGACUUGUACCAGCUGUCAGGACCCUUAAACCUGUUCAAGCUGGUGAUGAGCUAACUAUCCACUAUAACCUGGAUAUGGAGAAAGCUUCUGAAUGGUAUAAAGACGAAUGGGAGAGACACAGUCUUCUUUAUCUCUAAAUCUCGGAUUCUAAGAUACAGGGUGUCCCAUAAAAUAUGACGGUUUAGGGACGACUAAAAGGUCGUCGUUUAUCGAAAAAAAAUCGCACUUUAUUAAAAGCUUUAAUACAAAUGUUGUCAUUUAACAGCUACCAUGGAUUGAAGACGACCUUCGUGUCGUCCUUCAAAUGUCAUGUUUAUUGAGACACCCUGUAUAAAAUAUUUUGAUGAAGGAACAUGUUUUAGUUUUAACUUUUGUGAUAAUCAUUUAAUAACAAUAUAAAAGAAAGAACACCUUUUCUAAACUAUAGAUAAUUAUGAUAAAAAUGUUAAUCUCUGGUCGGUAUUUACAAUAAUUAUGAAAAUA
Molecule: messenger RNA, 1710 nt
Organism: Eurytemora carolleeae
Lineage: Eukaryota; Metazoa; Arthropoda; Copepoda; Calanoida; Temoridae
Product: histone-lysine N-methyltransferase SETD7
Exons: 15
Coding region: 54-1364 (436 amino acids)
Molecular function (GO): protein binding
Source: RefSeq, a predicted model, not a curated record